Molecule: messenger RNA, 1902 nt
Organism: Patella vulgata (common limpet)
Lineage: Eukaryota; Metazoa; Mollusca; Gastropoda; Patellidae
Exons: 4
Coding region: 37-1794 (585 amino acids)
Source: RefSeq, a predicted model, not a curated record
UGCAACAGUUUAGAAGAUACUUCACCAAGCAAUGCAAUGAAUAUUUUGGCUAAUAUAUUUGUUAUGGCUACAGUCGCUGUUGUCUGCGAUUCUUUAGAUCCGCCAGUAUAUUUAUGGCCACUAAGUGAUGAGACUUUAGCUUACGAAGUUGUCAAACAAACUGACGCAGUGUUCCCAAAGAUCAAUCAGACGUUUAAAGUUGGACCUGGACACCCUAGUCUACUUUACGACGCCAUGUAUUUUGAUAGAGGGACGUACUCAUAUGCUGAAGUUGUUGUUCCCAUGACCACGGGCCCCGACACAAUCCUCCAUCCUGGCUUUUCAGUACUGUUCAACCCAGAAGAUAGUAAUGGAGUUAUUUUACAUUAUAAGUCUGAUACCACACCUUUGGCACACUUAACAGAAUUCUACAUCAUCUUAGAAGAUGGACAUUUGAAGACUUUUAUCGACACCCCAUCGGCAGGAGCAAUAACAAUGCCAGCUAGUGGAAAGGGUCCUUAUAGUAUUCCUUUACAGCAAUGGACGCAUGUUACGUUGGUAAACUUGUAUAACCCGGGAGAAACUAGACUUUACAUUAAUGGAUUUAUGGAAAAAAUUGAUCAUUCUUUCAGUUACAAUUUAUGUACUCCUGGAAAACUACGUUUCGGUUCAGCACUCCCUUCUAACCCCUUGCCGUCACCAGCUUUUAAAGGUUUCAUGACUUGUGGAUGUCUUUUCAACCAGAAUGCCAAUGAUUUUGACCUGGCAAAUGUUAUGCCACAUUGUAGAAAAACUAACUGGCCGAAUUCUUCUCCAAGUUUGCCCGCUUCUAUAUGGUUUACGGAAACCACUACAAAGGCUGUCUCUACUCAACAAACAGAAGACUAUCCAGUAACUUUACAUCUUUGGCCCAUGGAUAGCACGACUAGUGGAUACGAUGUCAUCACCAUGGCGAAUCCCAAAAACAUAAUUUGUCCCCGAUUUGGUCGAAAGCAUCCCACACUUCCCCACGCGUCGGUGCAUUUAGAUGGUUCGGUUCUGUCUGUUUUUGAAAUGACAGUCAAGUAUAACGAUCUCAGAGGGCGUUUUACCUUUGCCUGCUACAUUUUUCCCGAAGAUAUUUCUACGGGGUCCGUGUUUUAUGCACGAUUCGAUGGACCGUAUGAUAUUCUGUUUGACUUACGUAACAGGGGUGAUGACAUACUAUUUACAGCAUAUGAUAAACCAGGGCACUUUUGUGCAGUUCUUGAUGUUUACAACGUUCUGACGAUGGGUGAAUGGCAACUACUCGCCAUUGAAAAAGACAAUAUUACAAAUAACUGGAUCGUUUGGGUUAAUAACACUAGCUAUUUUGCCAAAAAUUACUGUGGUGAAUAUACGACAUUGAAUGCCGAUGUGUUUAUAAGUAUUGGGCCGGUGAUAUCUGAAGUAGUUGGCUUCUAUGGUGACAUGCGCUGCCUUGUAUUGUUGAAUGACAUAUUUGGUGAUGGUGUAAAGAUUGGCGAGAAGGUGGAGCAGGUUUGUCUCAGGAACACCGUAGCAGGACCACCAGUCAGCUGUCCACCUAAUAACGCCAGAGAUCGAACCCACAUCGCCACAAGGAAAGGCUUGAAACACACAGAGGCAGUUCAACCAAUGACAUUCUUUUCAACUAAAUCUGCAAUUUCUUGUUGUACUGGAUGUUCUAAUCUAUUCCAUUGUAGAUCAUUUACGUGGGACAAAAAUGGUCUCUGUGUACUUUAUGAUUUUGUAGCUGUAAAAAAAAUGGUUCCGUCUGUAGGAACCAAAUAUUUCGUGAUUAAAGGUGCAAAAUAAAAAUCCAUCAUUUUGGUUGGUAAGAACCCCCGUCUUCAUUAGCCCAGCAUAGGAGCAGAACAGUAUGACGUUAAACCCCAUUUCAUUUCAUUUUUUGGUAAGAACCGA